Messenger RNA from Porites evermanni, 2139 nucleotides. Lineage: Eukaryota; Metazoa; Cnidaria; Anthozoa; Scleractinia; Poritidae. The record is from the annotation of a GenBank genome assembly.
AUGUCUAAUCAUUCGAGUUUUUUUGCAAGCUUUUCUUCCCCAAAUUCGUCAUGGUAUCGGGAAAAAAGAGAAGAACAGUGGAGCCCAAGAAGCCAAGAAAGUGACCACGAACCGAGCUUUGAUUCUGACGAAGGAAACCAGGAGUCAAAAGCAAUCACCAUUUAUAGUGAUUCAAGCUCAGGAUUGAGUUCUCUUGAGUCAUCUCCUCUUGUUCCGUGGCCUGAAAACUCUUCCUAUUUAAGUUCAUCGUCGUCUAAAAGCUUGGUUUUGCAUCCUAGAGGUAACAGUUUGACUCAGGAAGGCACUUUGAUGGCACAAUGCGAAGCUACUAGCCUUCGCGUAUCAACUUCCCUCGUGAUUGGGAAGCGCCCUCGUGCUCUUGGUCUUAAAGACGUUGAUCUGUCUAAAAACGUUAUGGCAAGACAUAUUCGAGAAGCAAAAGAAGCAAAUAAAAGCCCCAAGAAGAGUAAUUUCCGUAGUCCUUUAUCAAGGCAUAUGUCUUGCCCCAUUUUCAGUUGUACCAAUGACACCUUUAUGGGUCUGUCUGACAGACAUGGUGUUCCUGGAAAAACUGGUCAAAUCGGUGAGAACCGAGAUUUGAACUUUGUCAGCACUGUGCACCGUAACUCACCAGCAAAUACUUUUUCGACUCCAGCAUCAGCUGGGAAAGUGAGAUUGUUUAGCUGCCCUGAUGAUCAACCCAACUUUGACCAACGGCGCGAUACCCGUCAUCAGGGCUGGCAUGAUGAGCUUGACCCACAGAAAAUGUCAAGUGAUGGAACAGAUAGAAAUUUCACACCAAAAGUCAUUGAAGUCAUUGACUUGACUUCAGGCGAAGCGACUUCAACUGGCAGAAUAACAAAUUAUAGCGACAAGGCAACUUACAAAGAUAGCUGUCAGAAAGAUGAGAGUAUCAUGGCACAAACAGCAGCCAGCCAGAAUCAUUCACCUUUCAAGAGGAAAGUUUCAAACAAAAAAUCUGUGUUAACUUUUAGUGAUGAUGAGGACAGUGACUCAAAGAAGCAAGAUCAGGUUCAUUUUUCAUUGAAGAAACAUGUUUCAAGGAAAAGGUCUGUGCUAUCAUUCAGUGAUGAUGAAGAAGACAGCGAUUCAGCAGGACAAAAAAGUGUUGAAGUAACUGGGGAAAAAUCACAACAGGUUAUUCAAGCUGGUGAGGAAGUUUCGCUCAAGAGUAAUUGUUAUAAGAGAUACAUGAAAAUGGGCGUACUUUUUGCAUUAUUCGUAUUGUUGUUAUCAAUUUACUUGCACAAAAAUCCUCAUGGCUUUUGCCUAGAUAGUGAAUUUAGCAAGAAUAUUUCAGGGAUUGGCCUAGCUCUCAAGGCUGAAGUAUACGGUCAACACAUUGCCCAGAAGGUGGUGACCUCAGCCCUGAAGAAUCACUUUGCCAAACACAAUGCAAGAAAGCCCCUAGUACUCUCCUUCCAUGGAUGGACUGGAGUUGGAAAAAACUUCGUUACCAACAUAAUCACAGAGCAUUUCUUCAAGCACAAGACCCACAGCUCAUUCGUUCAUAAGUUUAUUGUUCCUGUUCAUUUCCCGCAUGAUUCUGAGAUUGACAAGUACAAUGAACAGUUGCGCAGUUGGAUUCAAGGCAACAUAUCUCAGUGCAGUAAAGGUGGCUUGUUUAUCUUUGACGAAAUGGAUAAAAUUCAUCUUGGCAUGAUGAGUACCAUCAAAGAUAUCAUCUUAGGUUACCGUGGUAGGGAAGUCACAGCAGGUUAUCAAAACAUGGUGUUUAUAUUCCUGUCCAAUUCUGGCGGUCAUGCUGUAAAUCAGCAUGUCUUGAAGCAUGCACUUGAUGGGAAACUAAGGCAAUCUUUGAUGCUAAAAGAAAUGGAACUUAUCUUUCAAGGCAUGAUCAAACAAACUCCUGAUGCAUGGUUUUCUGAUCUUUUAAAAUCAGACGUUAUUGAUCAUUUAGUUCCAUUUCUACCAUUAGAGAGAACACAUGUUAAACAGUGCAUAAGAAGAGACUUAAUCAUGAAAGGAUUUCAUGUUAGAGAAGCUUUAGUCUCGGAGAUUGCGGAUCAGAUGGAAUAUUUUCCCGAUGGGCAUGGAUUCUUUUCAGUGUCAGGGUGUAAAAAAGUUUCAUCUAGGGUAGAUGUAACUGUGGGAUAA